Molecule: messenger RNA, 591 nt
Organism: Bipolaris victoriae FI3
Lineage: Eukaryota; Fungi; Ascomycota; Dothideomycetes; Pleosporales; Pleosporaceae
Exons: 2
Coding region: 1-591 (196 amino acids)
Biological process (GO): regulation of DNA-templated transcription
Molecular function (GO): DNA-binding transcription factor activity, RNA polymerase II-specific; zinc ion binding
Source: RefSeq, a predicted model, not a curated record
AUGCGAUUGAGUAAAAUACUCACAAUGGUACUGUGUGAUGGGGAGCGUGUAUGCAACAGAUGCCAAACGGACGAUACCCGCUGUGAUUACAACCAGGACGCGGGCCACCAGUGGGAUAAAAGAUCUACGAUAGCUCUCCUUGAGGCACAGAACAAACAGCUAAAGGAGACAGUACAAACGUUGUACGAAUACAUUCGAACUGGCCAUAACAUACCAGUACUGCCAGGUCGGAGCUCAGGAAACGACCGCCCACUCUUGCACGACAUCGUGGAAUAUGUUAAUACACCGCCCGUGCGAAUGGAAACCAGUACCGACCAGUUGCAGCAGCAGGUCCCAUGGCUGGGCACUACAUCCACUUUGUCUCUACCACAACCGCAGCCAGAAACCUCGUCAUAUCUAAGCUUUGCUGCGACUGAGUCUCAACGGAGUAACUUCAUGGCACCUUCAAUGCAACCAGAUCUUCCGUUAACGGAGUACAACUUAGCACAGGUGGACCACGAGCUUCUAGGAAGCAGCUUUGACCUACAGGAGUUUUUGUCGUUCGCGGAAGCAGACCCAGUAGAAGCGGCAAGAUCGCGUCGAUGGCUAUAG